This is a messenger RNA of Nicotiana attenuata, 1017 nucleotides long. RefSeq lists its product as uncharacterized. The coding region runs from base 79 to 834 and encodes 251 amino acids. The transcript has a single exon. The record is from RefSeq and is a predicted model, not a curated record. Lineage: Eukaryota; Viridiplantae; Streptophyta; Magnoliopsida; Solanales; Solanaceae.
UACGAAUUUGUGUAAUCACUGGACUUGCUAGCUCUUCAAUAUAUUGAUCCUUAUCCAACAAAAUUACAAGGAAAAUCAAUGGGAAGACAGAAUCAGAGUAGAGAUUCGACUUCUCAAGGUAAACAACACUUCAGCCACCCUCACAACUUGAAACUUGUGAAUUCAGCACUAGCUGCAGGAACUCUCACUUGCAAUGCUUGUGAGAAACCAAAUAAUAGUAAUAAGCCUUACUAUGGCUGCAGCAGCUGCCAGUAUUUCCUUCACGAAAACUGCUUCAACGCUCCUCGUUUUCUCAAUCAUUCAUCUCAUCCUUCUCACCCUUUAACCCUUGUCCCAAUUCCAACUUACUCGAGUCGUUCGUAUACUUGCAAGGCUUGUGGCUCUGCUGGAAAUGGAUCUUGCUUUAGCUGUGCUUGUUGUGAAUUUGAUAUUCACUUGCAAUGUGCAUCUUGUCCAAGCUCAGUACUUGUUGACAAACACCCACAUCAUAUGGAGCUCAUCUUUGGUUCUCCUUACCAAGAUAAGAAUAUGGAUUAUAUUUGUGAUAUUUGCAAUGUAAUAAUGAACAGGAACAGUUGGUUGUACUAUUGCACUGGUUGUGAUUUUGGAUCGCACUUGCAGUGUGCAAUUAGUCCUGAAGUUGGUGUUUUCACAACACAACAGCCGCGUCCUAAUCAAAAUCCAAACCGCAAUUCAACAAUGGAGAUGAUAAAUGCAGCUAAUGAAGCUCAUGAACAGAUUCUUGCAGCUCAAAUGAGUGCUCAGAUUGCGGCACGAGGAAGGGAGGCUUGUCUGGACUUGGUCAGGCCAACGCGAAGAUACAGUUACUACUAAUUAACUGUAUCCUCAUCAUCUAAUGCAUCUGCUUUGACACUAAUCAUGCUUAUAUUGUUUCUCUUUUAAUUACUCUCUGUUUCCAAUUAUUGUAGUUGUGUGCUAAAGUUGAUGAUAUUUGUGUUUCCCAAUUUUCAUUACGGUCUCCAUAUUUAUAUAUAUUACAACUCUUUGUUUUCGUUU